GGCGCGGCGGACCGGAAUUGGGGGCGGAAGUGCAGCGCGCUGGGGGACGGCUCCGCGCCUCAGCCCGCGAAGUCCGAACCGCUGACAGCGGGGACGCGGUGGCGGUGCCUCGGCCGACCGGGGGGUUCCCCGGGAGAACAGCAUUGUGUCCCAGCACUGCAGGCUGGCAUCACUUACCUGGAGUGGCUGAGGUCCCGAGAUGUGCAGAGGGUCUGUCUCACAGACCCAGACAGCCUGCAUUUCAGCAACCUCUGUGCCCUCCUGAGAACAGGCCAUUAUGCCCAAGAUAACCCUGAACGGUGUGACGGUGGACUUCCCUUUCCAGCCGUACAAAUGCCAAGAGGAGUACAUGACCAAGGUCUUGGAGUGUCUGCAGAAGAAAGUGAACGGCGUCUUGGAGAGCCCCACGGGCACGGGGAAGACCCUGUGCCUCCUCUGCACUACGCUGGCCUGGCGGGAGCACCUCCAUGACGCCAUCUCUGCCCGCAAGAUUGCCGAGAGGGCACAAGGGGAGCUCUUCCCAGAUCGCGCCUUGUCGUCCUGGGGGAAUGCUGCUUCCGAUGGCGACAACACAGCUUGCUACACAGACAUCCCAAAGAUCAUUUAUGCCUCCAGGACCCACUCACAGCUCACACAGGUCAUCAGCGAGCUUCGGAACACCUCCUACCGGCCCAGGGUGUGUGUGCUGGGUUCCCGGGAGCAGCUGUGUAUCCACCCUGAGGUGAAGAAGCAGGAAAGUAACCACAUGCAGAUCCACUUGUGCCGCAAGAAGGUGGCGAGUCGCUCCUGUCAUUUCUACAACAAUGUAGAAGAGAAGAGCCUGGAGCAGGAGUUGGCUGCCCCCAUCCUGGACAUCGAGGACCUGGUCAAGAGUGGGAACCGGCACAAGCUCUGCCCGUACUACCUUUCCCGGAACCUGAAGCAGCAGGCUGACAUCAUCUUCAUGCCGUACAACUACUUGUUGGAUGCCAAGAGUCGCCGGGCACACAGCAUCGACCUGAAAGGAACCGUUGUCAUCUUUGAUGAAGCUCACAACGUGGAGAAAAUGUGUGAGGAAUCGGCGUCAUUUGACCUGACCCCCCACGACGUGGCCUCUGGACUGGACGUCAUAGACCAGGUUUUGGAGGAGCAGACCAAGGUGGCGCAGCAGGGUGACCUGCUCCUAGAGUUCAGUGCAGACUCCAGCAGCUCAGGGCUGAACAUGGAGCUGGAAGACAUUGCAAAGCUCAAAAUGAUCCUGCUUCGUCUGGAGGGGGCCAUUGAUGCUGUCGAGCUGCCUGGAGAUGACAACGGCGUCACCAAGCCAGGGAGCUACAUCUUCGAACUGUUUGCUGAAGCCCAGAUAACGUUUCAGACCAAGGGCUGCAUCCUGGACUCCCUGGACCAGAUCAUCCAGCACCUGGCAGGACGUGCGGGGCUGUUCACCAACACAGCAGGACUGCAGAAGCUCGCAGACAUCAUCCAGAUUGUGUUCAGCAUGGACCCUGCCGAGGGUGGCCCAAGUUCCAUGGUGGGGCCAGGGGUCUCUCAGUCCUACAAGGUGCACAUCCACCCCGAUACCAGUCACCGGAGGACUGCUCAGCGGUCAGAUGCCUGGAGCACCUCAGCAGCCAGAAAGCAAGGGAAGGUGCUCAGCUACUGGUGUUUCAGCCCCGGCCACAGCAUGCGCGAGCUGGUCCGCCAGGGUGUCCGCACCCUCAUCCUCACCAGUGGCACACUGGCCCCCGUGUCUUCCUUUGCUCUGGAGAUGCAGAUCCCUUUUCCAGUCUGCCUGGAGAACCCACAUGUCAUCGACAAGCAUCAGAUCUGGGUGGGGGUCGUCCCCAAAGGCCCCGAUGGAGCCCAGCUGAGCUCUGCGUUUGACAAACGGUUCUCUGACACGUGUUUGGCCUCCCUGGGAAAGGCGCUAGGCAACAUCGCCCGUGUGGUCCCCCAUGGGCUUCUGGUCUUCUUCCCUUCAUACCCCGUCAUGGAGAAAAGCCUGGAGUUCUGGCGGGCCCAGGACUUUGCCAGGAAGCUGGAGGCCCUGAAGCCCGUGUUUGUGGAGCCGAGGAGCAAAGGCGGCUUGUCAGAGGUGAUGGACGCUUACUACAGCACAGUCGCCUCCCCCGGGGCCAGCGGGGCCGUGUUCCUGGCUGUGUGCCGGGGGAAGGUCAGCGAGGGGCUGGACUUCGCAGACACGAAUGGCCGUGGUGUGAUCGUCACAGGCCUCCCAUACCCCCCACGCAUGGACCCCCGGGUUGUCCUCAAGAUGCAGUUCCUGGAUGAGAUGAAGGGCCAGGGCGGGGCCCGGGGCCAGUUCCUUUCUGGGCGUGACUGGUACCGGCAGCAGGCAUCCAGGGCUGUGAACCAGGCCAUUGGGCGGGUGAUCCGGCAUCGCCACGACUACGGGGCUGUCUUCCUCUGCGACCACAGGUUCAGCUAUGCGGACGCCAGAGCCCAGCUGCCCUCCUGGGUGCGCCCCCACGUCAAGGUGUACGACGGCUUUGGCCACGUCAUCCGAGACGUGGCCCAGUUCUUCCGCAUCGCUCAGAAAACCAUGCCAGUGCCGGUCCCCCUGGCUGCUGCCCCAAGUCUGAGUGAGGGAGAAGGUGCCGUCACGGUGGCCGUGUCUCCCAGGCCCCUGUCCACAAGGAAAGCCAAGACUUUGGAUGUGCACGUCCCUAGCCUGAGGCAGAGACCCACAGGGUGCUUUGCUGCCCACACUUAUGUUCUCACAGGACCGCUGGCCACCAGGGACGCUGAGGGCAGCCUGUGUGUGGAGUAUGAGCAGGAGCUGGUCCAUACCCAGCGGAGGCCCAUGGGGCUGCUGGCCGCCCUGGAACACAGCGAGCAGCUGGCCAGGGGGCCUGGGGACCAGGCCAUCCCCCAGGAGGAGGAGGCACAUCGCUCUACUUUGUCCCUCUUGAGUGAGAAGAGGCCUGUGGAUGAGCAGAGAGGAGGAAGGAAGAAGAUCAGGUUGGUCAGCGGCCAGCAGGAGGGACCAGCAGCCAGUGCACAGGCUGGCAGGGCCAAGCUGUUCAUGGUGGCUGUGAAGCAGGCACUGAGCCAGGCCAGCUUCGACACCUUUGCCCGGGCCCUGCAGGACUACAAGGGCUCUGAUGACUUCGAGGCCCUGGUGGCCUGCCUCCACCCCCUCUUUGCCGAGGACCCCAAGAAGCACAGCCUGCUCCAAGGCUUCUACCAGUUCGUGCGGCCUCACCACAAGCAGCGGUUUGAGGAGGUCUGCAUCCAGCUGACCGGCCAAGGCUGUGGAUACCAGCCUGAGCACAGCCUUCCUCAAAGGCAGGGGGCACCACCGGCCCUGGACCCCAGCGGUGAGCAGGGCCCUACUCCGUCAGGACCAUCAAACUCAGACCCUGAGGGAAGGAGGGAGUUUGACCCCAAGCUGACCCUGUCCCAGGGUGCAGCCAGGCAGCUGGACCCUGGAGAACAUCUGAACCAGGGCCGGCCCCACCUGACCUCCAGGCCGUCUUCCGCAGGAGUCUCCAGCAGCCGUCCACAGGAGAAGAGUGGAGCCCCCGGAGCAGAACGGCAGGGCCAGCCCGCCGUGAGCGCCUACCUGGCCGAUGCCCGCAGGGCCCUGGGGUCCGCAGGCUGCAGCCGGCUCCUGGCUGCGCUGACCACCUACAAACGGGAUGACGACUUUGAGAAAGUGGUGGCCGUGGUGGCUGCCCUUACCACGGAGAGGCCUGAGGACUUGCCCCUGCUGCAGAGGUUCAGCAUGUUCGUGCGCCCGCACCACAAGCAGCGCUUCCGGCAGACGUGUGCUGCCCUGACCGGCCCACCCGUCCCGGGCACGGACACCGAGCCGCCGGGACCCUGGGAGGGGAGCCCUGCCGUGCCUCCUGACCCCACCCACGGGGCUCCUGGGCCAGGCCCCUCACAGCUGGACAAACCAGGGAGGACCCAGAGCAAGAUCUCCUCCUUCUUUAGACAGAGACCGGUGGGGGGUGCGGGGUCUCCCAGCCGGCCCCCCGGGGCCCCCCGCGGGCACGCGCAGUCUGAGUGGGCAGGCUCGGCGUGCCCCGGCUGUGGGGCGGAGGACGCUGUCCUCUUCCAGUGCCCCUCCUGCAACUUCCACCGCUGCCGAGCCUGCUGGCGACGGCACCUCCAGGCCUCUAGGACGUGUCCAGCCUGCCACACCGCCACCAGGAGGCAGAGCGUCACGCAGGUCUUCUGGCCAGAGCCCUGGUGAGUGUGGAGACACUCAGGCCCUGCAGGGUGUGUAGAGGCUGACCGCCCCACCCUGGACCAG
This is a messenger RNA of Equus quagga, 4258 nucleotides long. It is a transcript of the gene RTEL1, whose product is annotated as regulator of telomere elongation helicase 1. The transcript is spliced from 36 exons. The record is from RefSeq and is a predicted model, not a curated record. Gene Ontology annotation, molecular function: DNA binding; ATP binding; hydrolase activity, acting on acid anhydrides, in phosphorus-containing anhydrides. Lineage: Eukaryota; Metazoa; Chordata; Mammalia; Perissodactyla; Equidae. Gene Ontology annotation, cellular component: nucleus. The coding region runs from base 278 to 4198 and encodes 1306 amino acids. Gene Ontology annotation, biological process: regulation of double-strand break repair via homologous recombination; DNA recombination; DNA replication.